This is a messenger RNA of Monomorium pharaonis (pharaoh ant), 744 nucleotides long. Its product is annotated as luc7-like protein 3. NCBI's taxonomy places the organism in Eukaryota, Metazoa, Arthropoda, Insecta, Hymenoptera, Formicidae. The coding region runs from base 1 to 744 and encodes 247 amino acids. The record is from RefSeq and is a predicted model, not a curated record. The transcript has a single exon.
AUGCUCAUCAAGAAGAAGAACAGCGAAAGUCUCGCCAAAUUUAAGAUUACAACCCACACGAUGAGACAUCCGACAGUUCCCGAAGAGGAAGACAUCGAAUUCUAUACCGUGGUGAAAUACUCGAACGGCCGACUAACGGUAACGCAAUUCCAUCCAAAACCAGACGCUAGACAACAACAACAAACGAGCGCGAUGGACGUAGCAGACGCGAGCAUGCAACCAAUUGUGCAGCUCAGCGCGGUCACACCACCACCGGCUAACGACGAAAUAGUCGAUACACCCGUACGCGAAAAAACCGUCGAGAAGCAAAAACAGCGCGAUACGAAGCAACAAUCGCGUCGAGAACGCGAAAGGCGCAAGGCGCAACAGAAAAAGAGAAGGAGAGAGACGUCCAGCAAGUCGAGCGGAACCCCGAAAAAGUCAAGUAGGGACAAUAGAAAACCGCUAAGGCGAAAGGACAGAAAGAUUGACGGCAGAUCGGUGAGAAGACCCGAGUCUUACUUGCGAGGCCAAGGCGGUAAAUUUGCGCCAAAACCCCGCAUCACCGAGACGCGAAUCGUCAGAGCAGCCGACAAGGACACCGAGAAGAGUCAGACGAGGACGGAGGACGCGCGAAACGAUGGUAACGGCAACGAUCAGGGGAAGGACGGAGCGAGUCCGACGCUCACCAGUGGAGCUAAGAAACCCGAUCAACCCCAACCAGCGACGUCAGACGAGCCCAGACCUUCAACAUCCAAGGAAUGA